AUGUGGAUAUUCCUACAUAAUCCUGUUGAAAGGGAUCGAAUAAUUCGUCUUUUUGCUCGUAUUGAUGAAGCUGAUGCGAAGAUGGAGCUCAAGAAUCCUGACCAGGGCAAAGCUGGUGCCGCUCCUGAUGUAAGUGCUAUUCGUGAUGCUGCUGAAAUUAGUGGUGUUGAUCUCCGUGAUGAGCUUUAA
Penicillium taxi is the source of this 189-nucleotide messenger RNA. RefSeq lists its product as uncharacterized. Lineage: Eukaryota; Fungi; Ascomycota; Eurotiomycetes; Eurotiales; Aspergillaceae. The record is from RefSeq and is a predicted model, not a curated record. The transcript is spliced from 2 exons. Bases 1 to 189 code for a protein of 62 amino acids.